Messenger RNA from Xenopus laevis (African clawed frog), 4738 nucleotides. RefSeq names its product DENN/MADD domain containing 2A S homeolog (gene dennd2a.S). Gene Ontology annotation, biological process: retrograde transport, endosome to Golgi. Gene Ontology annotation, cellular component: cytosol; actin cytoskeleton. The transcript is spliced from 20 exons. The coding region runs from base 414 to 3659 and encodes 1081 amino acids. Gene Ontology annotation, molecular function: guanyl-nucleotide exchange factor activity. Lineage: Eukaryota; Metazoa; Chordata; Amphibia; Anura; Pipidae. The record is from RefSeq and is a predicted model, not a curated record.
GAAGAGGAGGAAGAGGAGGAGGAGGAGAGAGAAAGUGGGGAAAUCAGUGACAGAGAGAGAGAAAGAAGAAUUUCCAGAAAUCCCAAACCAAAAAUCAUCAGAGAAUUAAAGACUGUGGGAUAUUGGGGGAGGGGAGAGAACAAGGGGAAGUGCAACUACAAUUUAGUGCAUUUUGGGCUGCGGAGAAGGAUCCGACUCCAACCAAAAAGCUAAAGUUUUGUGAGUGAGGAGGACUUGGAAAUUAAACAAAAGAGAAGAAGAAGAGGAGGAGGAGGAGGAGGAGGGGGUUAUGGAUCCAGAUGCUGCUGAUCCCAAAGCCUUUCUCAAGUUACACAAGAUGAGGGAGGAAGAGAAUGUCGACGCUCCUGGGGUUUUAAAAGAGGGGAGCAACAGUAGAGCUAAAUGCUGACACCAUGACUGUGAGAAGGGCCACAGUGGUGACCAGGAAUAAAGACCACUCACCAUACCAGGCCGGCUCUAGGGUAAAGCUUGUCAGGAAAGAAAACUCUGAGUCUGGAAGAAAAUCUACAGUUCUUCUGGUUGAGAGCCAAAGUGGAAUAAAAAGUAUUUCUAGGCAAGACUUAUCCCUGCAAAAAAGUCCACUCCAGAGCAUUGAUAACCUAUCAGGAGAAGCAGACACAAACGUUCUAGACUGGAACAUGCUCAGCCAUAGAAUGAUCAUCAGUGACCAAGUCGUGGACCUCGGUGUCAAGGAACAAGGCCACAUCUUAAAGAAACAACUUUCCUCUCCACCCCAAAAGAUCCCACUAAAGAAGACUUCUAGCAUCAAGGACAAGAUUUCUGAAUGGGAAGAAAAGAAGGAGACACAGUCCCCCGUUCUGAGCCGGAAGGAGUCGGUGCACUUGAAGAGACAGGAUUCCUCAGGCCCAGUUUCUGGAGAAACCAACGGCAAUGGAACAAUCCAACCAUCUCCUCUUCUCAGCAGGAAGGAGCUGGUGCCCAUUAAGAGACAGGAUUCUACUGGACUAUCUUCUUCAGACAUAGUGGUUCCAGAAAGUAAGAUGAGGUCUAAAGGGAGUGUUAAGAGGAUGUUUAGUUGGGAGAUGGACAAUAAUCAGAAAGACUCAUCAAAGGUGGAGAAACCAACUGAUAGAGAGACUGAUCAAAAUGCUGAAAGAGAGACACCUUCCGGCAACAAGAAGGAUCAGACCACAGUCUUAAACCAAGUGAAAAGGUUUGAGCGCUCCUUGAAAGACAGUCCGGUAGAUUUGCAACCACAAUUACCCGGGACCUAUUAUUCUCCACAGUGUCUGCUGGAGGCAGAGAACCAGGAGAACAGAGUCAGGUCAAAAAAAACUCAUGAAAACUCUGAGACCAUUUUUGGGAUGGUAGGAGAGGGCAGGCCCUCUAGAAGGACUAGCAAUGCUGAGAAUGUAUAUACAGAACCUGGAGCACAGGAGAAAAGGCUUCCCAUAAACCCACUGCCAAAACCCAGAAGGACUUUCUGUCAUGAAUGGGAGGGGGAAAUUUUUCCACCCAGGACAACUGGGCUCCGUAAAACGAACAGAGACUUGCCUCCUCUUCCAGUUAUACUUCCCCCUCCUCUGCCCACAUCUCCACCUCCAUCUGCCAUUAGCAGAAGGCUUUGGAACACCAAGCACAAGCAUAAUCGGGACCACAGGAAGUCGUACGAGUUUGAAGACCUGUUGCAGUCGUCCGGGAACGGCCGAGUGGAUUGGUACGCACAGACCAAGCUCGCUCUCACUCGCACUUUAUCGGAAGAGAACGUCUAUGAGGAUAUUCUAGACCCCCCUUCCAAGGAGAACCCCUAUGAAGACAUUGAGCCGGACAAUCAGUGGCUGGCAAAGAAGAGUGUCCCCGUCUUCCCUAGCCCGACCCCCUCUGUCCCAGGGACCCCCACCAAGGUACCUCUGAAGAGCCCUUUCUUCAGGCAAAACUCUGAGCGCCGUAGCUUUAAACUCAUGGACUUGAGAAAAAUGGGCAGGGACGGAGUUUCCUCACCAAGCAAGCUGAGCCCCCCGUCUUCUCCGAGCAGCCCCGAUGACUCUUUCUUCAAUAUGGGAGACCCCCCAAAUGGGCGCAAGAGGAGGAAAAUCCCCAGGCUGGUGGUGAAAAUCAACGAUGUCUUCGAGGCUCGACGGGGUAAAAAAAAAGUGAAGAGGCUUUCACAGUCAACAGAGAACAAUUCUGGGAGAGUUACAGAUGAUAACAGCGAGUCAGACAGUGACACCGAGGAGAAGCUGAAAGCUCACAGCCAGCGGUUGGUGCAUGUCAAGUCCAGAAUGAGCCUGACGCCGAUGUAUCACACUUUGGAACGGGACCUGAUCGAAUACCAGGAGCGACAGUUGUUUGAGUACUUUGUGGUGGUCUCGCUGCACAAAAAGCCCACUAGUAGCGUCUACGUACCUGAGGUCACCCAGCAGUUCCCGCUGAAGCUGGAACGUUCCUUCAAGUUCAUGCGAGAGGCUGAGGACCAGCUCAAGGCUAUUCCACAGUUCUGCUUUCCCGAUGCAAAGGAUAGGUCUCCAGUCAACCAGUUUAUUAGUGAAACAUUCUCCUUCGUCCUGACCGGAGAGGACGGCAGUCGGCGGUUUGGUUAUUGCCGGAGACUCCUGCCCAGUGGGAAAGGGAAGCGCCUGCCGGAAGUUUAUUGUAUAGUGAGCCGCCUCGGCUGCUUCAACCUCUUUUCUAAGAUCUUGGAUGAAGUUGAGAAGAGAAGGGGCCUCUCGCCAGCUCUGGUACAGCCCUUCAUGAGGAGCAUUAUGGAGGCGCCAUUUCCAGCCCUGGGAAGGAAAAUUACUGUGAAGAAUUUCCUUCCAGGAUCAGGAACUGAGGUGAUCGAGCUCUGUCGGCCCCUGGAUUCCCGGCUGGAACAUGUUGACUUUGAAACCCUGUUCUCCACCCUCAGUAUACGGCACGUCAUACAGAUCUUUGCCUCCCUUCUGCUGGAGAGACGAGUGAUAUUAAUGGCAGACACCCUCAGUACCUUGUCCAAGUGCUGCCACGCUAUGGUUGCCCUUAUCUACCCAUUUGCCUGGCAACACACCUACAUCCCCGUGCUUCCACCUUCCAUGAUUGACAUUGUGUGCUCCCCCACCCCAUUUCUGAUUGGUCUACUCUCCAGUUCUUUGAGUCGCUUGAAGGAGUUGCCAGUGGAAGAGGUUUUGCUGGUUGACCUGGGAAAUAACCGGUUCCUGAGGCAGAUGGAGGAUGAAGAGUCUAUCCUACCAAGAAAACUGCAAGCUGCUCUGGAGCAAGUUCUGGAUCAGAGAAACGAGCUGGCAAGUGACAAGGAGUUGGGUUCAGCCAAUGGCCACCAAGACUCCUGCUCCUUGAACGACGUUGUGUCGGAAGCCUUUGUCCGAUUCUUUGUGGAAAUUGUGGGCCACUACUCCCUGUUUCUGGUGCCUGGGGAUCAAGACGAGAAAGCUCUGCUCCGCGAUGCCUUCAGAAAGUCUGUCUCAUCCAAGAGCCUACGCCGAUUUCUGGAGGUCUUCAUGGAAACACAGAUGUUUGGGGGUUUCAUCCAGGAGAGGGAAAUGAGGAAACAAAGCACCAAAGGUCUGUUUGAGGUCCGAGCCCAGGAAUACUUGGAGAUGCUCCCAUGCGGGGAGCAGAGCGGGGUCAACAAGUUUCUCAAUAGAAUAGGAAAUAAAUUCUUUCGGAAUAAGAAAUAGAGCCCAGAUUUACCAUAACCGAAGACCCAGUCGCAUCCAACGAAGGAUAACAGACUCAUGUCCUGGAUUACCCAGAGUUCCCUGGAUUUCCCAGAAUCCUCUGGAUCUUGCAGUUUGCAGGUUGCACGGCUGGGCUAUACAUUGUAUUGUGCACUGGACACAGAUCUGAUAAUCUCCGUAUGGAAAUAUUUAUAGUGAGGACGAAUGAAAUCCAUUGAGAAAUCAAGGGGAAGUAAAGCCAAUAUUUUGUACGUGUACGGUCGGAAGCAGAACGUGAGCGAUGGAUACAGUAACGCAUUGUCACUGACGAGACUUAAUUCCCGCUGAAUUCUGAACGUGUUUCUCAGAAUACUGACCACUAGCCAUGCCCCUUGCCCGGCCUUGGAGUUGGCUCUGAUUCCUGGCACAGGGCUCAGCCUACAAAAUUGUGAUCUAUUUAUGUUGUGUGUUCGUACAGGUGAAAUUGUUAUUAUAUGAAUGAAAUACUUGAUUAUCCGGGGACUGUAGGGAUCUUGCCACUCUGGGGUGAACUACAACUCCCAGCAUCCCUUUUCAGUCUCAUUGGUUAGAAUACUGUCAUUGUAGUUGAGUUUUGGAUGGAGAGGCAACGCUAGGGUAUCCCCUGACUCAUCCUUUAUACUGGGGAUUUCUAAAUAUACAGUUGUAGUUUAGAGAUGCGCAUUACUUAGAGGAUGAACUAAUAUGGGACGGAACCUGAACCCUAAAAACCUUCCGCUCAUUGAAUACAAAUUCUCCCACCCCGUGUCGGAUUGGGGUAUCCAGGGCCCACCAGGUUUCCACCACAAGAGCCACCUCCACCACCCCAGUUGUAACACAUUCCCAAUACAAAUUCAUACCUUCUGCUCACUCCAAAAUGUUUGGGUUUGGACCUGGGAAGGCAACAGCCUUGGUCUGAGAGACCCAUGAGGGUCGGAAUCCAUUGGGUUUCCUCCCACUGCCCCAGUACUUACCCAGGUACAGAGCUCUGAUUCUCUGUACUUCCUGCUCCUGGGCUGUUCUCUUUCCCAUGGUCAGACAGGAACCUCCCCCUGGGUAAGUGAAUCCAAUCUCCCCCAGUA